Molecule: messenger RNA, 1792 nt
Organism: Acanthochromis polyacanthus (spiny chromis)
Lineage: Eukaryota; Metazoa; Chordata; Actinopteri; Pomacentridae
Exons: 12
Coding region: 32-1570 (512 amino acids)
Biological process (GO): inflammatory response; chemokine-mediated signaling pathway; cellular response to lipopolysaccharide
Cellular component (GO): extracellular region
Molecular function (GO): chemokine activity; CXCR chemokine receptor binding
Source: RefSeq, a predicted model, not a curated record
UGAGAACUUGUCCACGGUGUGAUCCAGAUCCAUGAUGGUCUUUUUUAUCAUCAGCCGACUGCUUUUAUUGACUCUUCUGCUCCGAGGGACUGAAGGGAAUGAAGAGGAAGACGACUCUGAGCGUUUUGGUGAGUUCUGCCUGCGGAUUCCUGAUGACUCUCGCUGGACCACCCCCAAACCGGACCCCCAACCGACAAGAAAGUCAGCCCAAACAAACCAACCGACCAAGCAGACGAGCAGAAAGCCCUUAAAACCGAACAAGGAGACAACCCUGCCCCCUGAUCCAGACACUCAGGACUACCCGGAGGUUGUCACCAGUGAUAAUGGUGGUAUUCCAAUAAUGCCACUCAACAUUGUACCCAGACAUGGCUUCAGUGGAUGUCGGUGCACAACAGAGAAUAUGAAACAACCAAGUGAAACCUCCAAAGUUAUAAGGAAAACAACAUGGUUCCCCACUGAAUCCUGUAACUCCGCUGAAGACAUCGAGACGUUGGCAGAUGGCAGAGAGGUUUGCGUGAGGCCAUUCAGCCUGUUGACAUAUGUUAAGGAUUUAUUGAGCCACAGCUACUGGUCCAAACCUCAGGCAGACCUCCCUGUAGAAACUCAAAAGGACAAAACAACACAGAGUACUCAGCAAUGGAAUGGUCCAGGCCCUGAACCCCCCCCGCCAGAAAGUUCUUUUCAACUGGGAAGUGAUGUAUUGCGCUCCGACGACCAUUUGGUGCACAUCGACUACACACUUUGCACACUUUGCAUGCCUCUCCUGACAAUAUCGGACCAAAGGACUGUACAGUCCCUGGAUGUGGAGAUGCAGCCAUUUCCUUGUCUCGUCCAUAUUGAAGUCAACAUGAAAGACGGCGCGGUUAUUUGUUUGGACUUGAACAACUUUGAACAAGAGCUGCAGUAUUGGAAAAUCUCCCUGCCACUUGAAGAUGAUGCUGACAGCACACCAAAAAACGUCGCUGGAUGUCGCUGCCAAGAGGAAGCAAAGAAACCUCUCAAUGAAACUUCCCCGAUCGCAAGUGCAAGCAUUUGGCCCCCGACUGAAGAAUGUAGCUCCACUGAAUUCAUCGAGACACUGAAAGAUGGCGCAAAGGUAUGCGUGGCUGCAUCAAACAUUUCAGCGUAUCUUAAAACUCUUCCAGAGAAACGCCUCGUGGGAGCUAAAGAUCCUGUACAAGUUGACACAUCAAAACAUGUCCCUGAAUUGUCAGACAGAGCAUAUGUUGAACCUGAAUUGAUACCACCUGGUCCCCCUGGAUGGAUACCAAAUGUCCCUGAAUUGUCAGACAGAAGAGGAUCACAUGCCCCCCCUGUAUUGAUACCAAAUGUCCCUGAAUUGUCAGACAGAAGAGGAGCACAUGGUGAAGUAGGAAAGCCAUGCACAAUCUGCGGAUUCUCUAUAGAGGGGAUCGUCAUUGGCCCAAAGGAUGUACAGUCCCUGGAAAUGCUUGAGCCUUCACCUGGCUGUGCUGCCAUCAUCCAGAUACGUCUGACGGAUGGAAUGGAAUUCUGUGCCACUUUGUCCGAGCCGUGGUUCAGGGAUCUGAUGGAGAAGCUGGACAUUUAAGCUCACUAAGAAUGUUCAUCUUUGACGCUAGACGGGGCCCCAGCAGACUAAUAGUUUUCAGCCAACAUAUUCUGCUUUCAAAUGUAUUGCUAACUCAUCUAUGCAUAUGUAGCUUUACUCGUGUUUUUGGCUAAAUGGUGAAUAUACAACAUAAAAGAAAUACAAUGUUGCUUUAAUGUCAGGCAAAAAUAAAAAAAAUAAACACUUUUGAGCAACUCCAAA